This is a messenger RNA of Nezara viridula (southern green stink bug), 5315 nucleotides long. NCBI's taxonomy places the organism in Eukaryota, Metazoa, Arthropoda, Insecta, Hemiptera, Pentatomidae. The record is from the annotation of a GenBank genome assembly.
CCCGAAAGCUUUUUUUCAUAAAAAUAACGAUAAUUACUUUGGAAAAAAAGAAAGUAACGAACUAACUGUAUGAAAUCGUAUUUAAGUGAUUCCUAAAGCCCUUUUAAUAUUAAUCGCACGAACAAUAAUACUUUAAGAGAUACUUUUUGUACAUUUUUUUCGAUAAAACAUGGUUAUAUUUUCCCAUUUUGGGGGGGCUUCAGCCCGAAAGCCCUCCCCAUCCGUAGAUCCGCCCGUGCAAUGUAGUACAAUUGUAUAGAAACUCAACAAUAUAGGAGGUAGAUAUUUCCUGAUUUUAUAAUUUGUGUUUUUUAACCUUUUUGAAUUAUUGAAGGAAGUUAGUCGACUGUUCUACAUACUAUGCAUAACAGUCAGGAAGUAGCCAUUGUGAAUUUUUUAAAUAUAUUUUUUAACCUUUUAAGAGUGUUAACUUGCUCCAGAAUCCAGCAUGUCUUUUCUAAAACUCAGCAUAAACAGCUGUCCCUCUGUGCUGGAUUCAAUUGAUUAAUGGAUGCCUUCGAUGAAAUUAGCGCUUAGGUUAGGAACUUUCUAUAAUAUAAUUAUAAAGUUGUUAUAAAAUAUUAAUGUUUAGACAAGAAUACAGAAUUAUGAAACUCUUAAAACAAGCAAUUAUUUUCAAAAUAAUGAUUUUUACAACAAAUUGAUUAUACACCGUUCUCAGCGAUUUCACAGGCUACAACACAAAUAUGAUAUCUAAGCAACAUGUCAACACAUUACUUCCAGAUCUACAGAGUUUAUCUAAAUUGCUGAAUUGUGGUGGUGAUGAAUCAUCGUCAAGUGAUGACGAACUGCCGAAAACAGGAUAUAAUACAGCCGGUCCAGGAGACAUAUUCCAGAAGGUAAAAAUAACAGGAAAUGAGGUAGGUCAUAAUAUAAAUACGAUUUCCGACGAUCCUAAAAGUAUUUGGCAUUUAUCAGAAGUGCAAGAAGUUCCAAUUUCCGAUGAUGUUUUAUGGGACCCAAGAGAAAAACCUAAAUAUGACAUUAUGUACAAACAAGCAUUGAAGUCUGAAGAUAUAUAUUUACAAAUGUCAAAUAAGAACCCUACAUCAGCAAGUUGUGAAAACUUAAUUAUUACUGUAACUAUGAAAGGAGAAUGCAAAAAUGUUAUUGACUGUAAUGUUACAAGAACUAAUCUUGACAUAAGAAGCCCUAUGUACAGGUUAAAUUUACCUUUGCCUCAUCCUAUUGAUCCAGAUUCAGCAACAGCAGAAUGGCAUAGCUCUUCAUGUCAACUAAUCAUAAGCUUGCAGAUGAAGAGGGAAUAUGACUUCAUGAACUUUUAGAAAAUAAAGGAUUUAAGUUGAACUGACUAUAUUUAUAUAACAAUGUCUACAUAUAUAAGUACAUUUUACAUUGUACACUCAAUAUGUAUAUAUAUAUAUAUAUAUAUAUAUAUAUAUAUAUAUAUAUAUAUAUAUAUAUAUAAAUUUUUAUGCAUAUAUUUAUUUAUUUAUAUAUAUAUAAAAAAAGUAAAAAUAUGUUUAAAAAGUUCCAGAUAAAUAACAGAAAAGGAGUAUAACUACAUGAUUUGAAAGUAAUUUUUAUUAAGAAAGAGGCUUUAUUUUUUAAUGACACAAAAACAAUGAGUAUGACUCUAGCUUGUGCAAGAAAAGUGACAAUUAUGUAUGAUGUAAUUUUAUUAACAAAUUUUCAUUCACUAUACAUAACAUGUCCCAAUUUAGAACAUAACAUGUUAAUAAUACAUUUUUCGAUUGUACUUUAUAUUUAUAAGGUAGGCACACUUUAUAACUUACAAAAUAAAUAAAAAUGAAACAAUGCCUCUUUGAAAAUCAAUAAUAAAUAUUAAUUAGAUUUUAAUCUAAUCUUCAUUUGGUUUGGAGAAUAAACUAUUUAUUUAAGCAGGAAAUGUAAUGACCUAAGCUACAUAAAAUUAAUGAUAUAAUACUUAUGUAAUACCUCUAUUCAGACUAAAAAUUAUGCUUCAGUUACGUAUCCAUAAUUAUGAUGCUGAAGCAUAAAACUUAGUCUUAACUGUGGUGGUUGUGUAAAAUAAGAGUUGCAAUAUGAAUAAUAUAUCUGAGAAAACAUGGAACAAUUCUGAACUUAUAUAAUACAAUUUACAACAGGGAUGCCACCACUAUUGUUGUGAUGUAUAAAAUUUUCUUGAUAAUAUGCAUCACACACUUCCUUCUUGAUAAUUAAAUGCACAAACAAUGCCGACGAUGAUAAUUGAUAAAUACAUCCCAGUCUUAGUCGCACGGCAUUUACUCUAAAAGACUAAGCUUUUUAUUUACAAUGUUCUAAUCUACUACGAGCAGAGACUUAAAUAUCUGUCCCCUUCACCUUGUUCUAAUUCACUUUACAAGUCAUACGUUCACAUAUACACAUAAUUUUAGGCUAAGAAGCUUUUAAUUUAUAUUUACAAGCUGCUUUUAAUUGUUUUUUUACUUUUUGUCAUUUAAUUUUUUUACACACCGUAUUUAUACAAUGGGAUUAUAACUAAAUCGAAAUAUAAGAUGGAGCUGUCUUUGUUCAAAUUAAUGUUGAAAUACUAAAAAUACUGUGACAGCACACAACUUAUUUUCAAUAGAACUACUUCCUUAUUUAUUAUCAGGCUUUUUAACACAUGGGAAUAAUAUCCAGAUCACAAAUAACUAAAAUACAAAUAAAAUUAAAAAGGAAUCAAAGGAAUCUGACCAAGGUUCCAAUUAAAAAAAAAGUACAAAAAAUACAAAUAGCAAAAUCAACAAAUGUUACCAAGUCGAUUCAAAAGUGAAUGCUAUCACAGUUUAGACUCUUACAAAUACAAACAAUUGGUUGAAAAAACAAAUUAGUGCAUUACUUGUUCAUGUUCAAGCUAACACAACACAACAGCGUAAAACACUUAAAAACACACAAAUGCAAACUAACAGAUAAAACAUAAAAAUAAAAAGCAUAGUAACAAAAACUGACUAUAAGAAUAACAUUAAAUUUGUAAGGACAAAAAAUAAUUUAUUUUAGAAAAUAGACACUACAGCAAUAAAAUUACAUUAGUAUAUACAUAAACAUAAGUUUUUUAAAAAUUAUGAAAUUUUAAUUGAUAAGAUAAUAAAUAAUUUUUGUGCUGUAUAAUCUAUUUUCAUAAAUUUGUAAGUCUUUUGCUGUUGGUCAUGAAAUAAGCGUAAUGUAAAAACAUUGAACUAUAAGCUAUAUAGUUCAGUGUUCUAAAGAACCAUAAUUUCAAUCUAAUGCACCAGUGUUUCUUAACAGCACACUUUACCUACUUUCACUUCAAUUAAUUUCCAUGUAAAUUAUGAACCAUAUAAACAGACUUUAAUUUAUCUUUAAAAAUAUAUACAAAAUCCUGUUAUAUAAUGAAUUAUUUCUUCAGACAAGGCAUAAUGUGUUAAUUUGACCAUGGAAAAGAGGCAAAAAUAUAUGUGCAUACCAUAAAGACACAUAUUUCUCUUUUGCAAGAAACAAAAGUGGAAUGGGGCCAUUAUGCCUCUGUUAAGGGUGGCUGUUCUUGCUGCUGCUCAAGAGAAGCUGCUCUUUGUCGAGCAGCUGCUGCUGCAGCAGCCCUUCCAGCACUGCUUCUAAGAUUUUUCCUUUCUACAACAUCACUAAUUGGGCUUUUUUUCGCCCUGACCUUUUUUUUCUUACUAUUUAUAUUAUUAUUACUUCCUUCUUCUUCUUUCAUAGAAUCAGUAGUGCUGUCUUCAUUUCCAACAACUAUAUCUUCUUUUUCACCUACAUCUUCAGGUGUGGGAUCUAAAUGAGGAGGGGGAUCAGGAGGUUGUUCUUGGAUAGUUGUAAGAGUUGGAGUCUUCAGGGUUAUUUCUUCAUUUAUUGAUUCUUCUACAUCACUCUUCAUUUUUUUAUUAAUUGAAUGAUCUUCAGGUACUGGCGUAGAUUCUCUUGUUCUCUUUGCACCUUUAUCUUCUUUAGAAGAUUCUUGGGACUGUGAUAUCCUCAUAAAUAGCUCUGUGGGACUCUUACUUAAUGAUUCUAAAGUUUCUUUCAUUUCUUGUUCCCUAAUUUUAUUUGUAUAACCAGGAACUCCUGCCAUCAAAUUACGAAGACUAUCAACAUCUUUGGAUUUAAUAAAUGGCUGCUGCUUCUCUCUUCCCUUGGUUGCAGAUGCUGCUGCUCUUGAUAAACUUUCUAAAAGAUGGGUAUCUUGAGGUAGCAUGAACUGUUGUGAUAGUGGUGUUCUUGCUCCUGUUCUUUGGUUAGUUGAAGAUGAUGACUGAGUAGAACAUAAUGAAUUAGUAAUUGUAGAUGAGGUUCUACUAGCUAAUGAUGUACAACUAGCAUUGGUUGUCUUUAUUCCUCCUCUAUUUGCUGUUGAAGAGGCAACAGAAGUGUUGCAACCUAGAGUUCCAUUCAGAAGAGCAAGGCUGUCAUAAGUGUUUGUACUUCCAGGUGCAAAUGGAUUGAGUCCUCCUAAGCCUAAUGGUGAAUACAAUAAAUUAGGGUUGGGAAAAAAAAAUGGAAGUGAACUUGGUAAAUUAGAUGAGGCCGAUGAUACAGGUGUUUUUGAAGGAGUAUCAGGUUUUCUUAAUUUGGCUGCUUGCUUAGAAGUACUUGCUCCAACAUUUGUAACAGAAGUUGUACUAUCAGUCAUUGCCUGUGAAUUAGGAUCCAUGCCUGACAAACCUGGUAAACCUAGUCCAGCAAGGUUUGCAAAAAGUGAACUUGUUAAAUUAACAUUGCCAAGCCCACUCAUACUACUUAAAACACUCAUGUUAGGCAUACCACCAAAUGGCAGUAAAAGUGGGUUUUUCGGAUCAAAUCCUCCAAUAGAGAGACCGCUGAGCAAGGAUGAAGGAUUGAUUCCACUGAGUGAUGGAAAAGGUAAAUUAGAAGGUGUACUGACUGGAGGUGAGGCUCCAGGUGGGCUUGAAAGUAGUGGUGGUCUGCCUGGUCCUUUCUUUCUAUCACCAGGAGGUAGCCGUUUCUGAAGAUCGUGAGGUAAAUUUCCUCUCUCCUUAACAAGUUCUGCCCAUUUAGGAUCAACAUCAAACAUUGGAUUUUCCAGUAACCAUUGUGCAAGGCGUUUGAGCUGUGGAGCCUUGGAACCAGUCAACUAAAAUAACAAUAUAUAUUUUUAGAAGAAUAUUAUUGGCUAAUAGUAUCCACACAAUUAAAACUGCAAACAUUUGUAUUACCUUUUUACCAGUUAUUCUAUUUAUCACAGAUACAUUUUCUUCACCAGUUAAUUUCUUCCAGUCUAAUAAGGUGGGAUCUACCCUAGGUCUCCUUCUUCUAGGUGUCAAGAAAUCAGCUGACAAUGGUUGUUCAGGCAUAACUCCACUUUGUUCUGCUAGCCAUUUGUUAACCUUUAAAAU